Molecule: messenger RNA, 1009 nt
Organism: Molossus molossus (Pallas's mastiff bat)
Lineage: Eukaryota; Metazoa; Chordata; Mammalia; Chiroptera; Molossidae
Gene: MTIF3
Product: mitochondrial translational initiation factor 3
Exons: 4
Coding region: 117-953 (278 amino acids)
Biological process (GO): ribosome disassembly; mitochondrial translational initiation
Cellular component (GO): mitochondrion
Molecular function (GO): translation initiation factor activity; ribosome binding
Source: RefSeq, a predicted model, not a curated record
GGGAAGCCGAGGGCGAAGGGCGCUGAGGGGCUGAGGGGACCGGCGGCGGGAGGACGUGGUCCUCGGCACAUGCCUGCGGAGGAGGCGGCACUGCGUCCGGCCGUGUCUCUGGAAGAAUGGCUGCUGUUUUUUUAAAGACAUUGACAUUACAAACCAUAAGGACUGAACAUAAUUGCCUUAGAAGAUGUUUGGAUAAAUACAUCAUGCAGAAGACGGCACUAGCCCAGUUGCCCCUCACUGCUUCUGCGCCAAGACUGGCCCCUCUGGCUCAUGCAAAAGCUUUUAGUACUGUUGAGGACACCCAGGAUGAAAGAAAGAAACAAAAGAAUGAAACUGGUUUUAGUAACAUUGGAAGAAAAAUUAGUGAGCGAAUUAUCCAUAUAUUUGAUGAGAAGGGCAAUGACUUGGGAAACAUGCACCGCGCAGACGUGAUUCGGCUCAUGGACGAGAGAGACCUGCGGCUGGUGAGGAGGAAGCCCAGCGCGGAGCCCCCCGAGUACCAGCUCAUGACGGGCACGCAGAUCCAUGACGAGCGGCUGAGGCUGAGAGCGCAGGAGAAGGCCAGCCCUAAAACUGGACCAGCUCUGACAAAGGAACUAACAUUUUCUUCAAAUAUCGGACAACAUGAUUUGGACACAAAGAGUAAACAGAUUCAGCAGUGGAUUGAGAAAAAAUACAAAGUUCAAGUUACUAUAAAGAAGGCAAAGAAUGUAGAAGAGCCAGAAAAUCACAUGGAGGAACUAGUUAAUCAAAUUCUCCAGACUAUGCCUGGAAUAGCUACCUUCUCAUCCAAGCCACAACCUGUUAAAGGAGGAAAAGCUGUAAUGUGUGUUCUUCGUCAUUUGAGCAAAAAGGAAGAGAUUGCAUAUAGACAAACUCAAGAGACCCAGAAAGGAGACCCUUUGAACAAAGAAAAUGAAAAUGAUAGAGAAUCAGAUAUUCGGCAUCAGUGAUUAAAGGAAAAAUAUGUUUGAUUGAAAAUACAGGCAUACUUUGUUUUAUUGUGCUU